Molecule: messenger RNA, 3058 nt
Organism: Adelges cooleyi (spruce gall adelgid)
Lineage: Eukaryota; Metazoa; Arthropoda; Insecta; Hemiptera; Adelgidae
Exons: 6
Coding region: 266-1192 (308 amino acids)
Source: RefSeq, a predicted model, not a curated record
ACACACACACAUUGGCCGAUAACUCAAUUGAGCAGAAAACGUCGAGUUCCGGUGUAGUUAUAAUACAUUUAAUAAAUACCGGAAUAUGGGGUAAAAAAUUGCCUUUAACAUUCUACCGUUUUCGAGAGCCAAUAAAUCCGUAACCGACGGUAAUAAUUGUUAUUGAAUAAAUAUUUAAAGAACCAAAAUUCUUCCAAGUCCGGCCGUCGACUGGCCACGUUGUGCUUGCGGCGACUGACAGCGACUUGUGGCUUUUGCAUAGAUCAUGUGGCCCGGAAGAAUUACUGCAGGCCGCGUGUUCGCGUUGUUAACGUUGUUCAACCGAGGUAUUUUAGUGAUUAGUGUGAAAUUGUUAGACGUGCGAAUCAACAAUCACACGCUUUUGGGUAGUAGCACUACACUAACAUGCAUCUACGAUCUGGAAGGUGAGACUUUGUACGCCGUUAAGUGGUAUAAAGAUGGCGAUGAGUUCUUCAGGUACCUACCAAAGAACAAACCAGAAAUACAAGUAUUCGAACAACGAGGGAUAUAUAUCGAUAUCGAUAAAUCAAACGCAAACGAUGUUGUGCUUAAUUCGUUGGAGUUAUCAAGCAGCGGUACUUAUAGAUGUGAAGUUUCCGCGGAAGCUCCAUCGUUUCAAACAGUUUUUCAAGACAGAGAUAUGGUCACCAUGACGAUGCCGGAUGGAAGUCCAAGGAUAGACGGUCUUCUAUCCGAAUACUCUACAGGAGAUGUAGUCCUCGCCAAUUGCACGUUAAACACGACGAGAUCGCCUCACGCACAACUCGUUUGGUACAUAAACGAAGAAAAGGCAAAUUUGUCGGUUUUGCACGGGCCGUAUUUCAAAUAUGCCAGCGCCGAAGAAUUUUUGACUACCGUGCUGGGACUAAGCUUUAAAGUGACCAGUCAUCAGACAGAUAGCAGUAGCGUUAUGCAUUUGAAGUGCGCGGCCCACCUGGCAUCGGUUUACUUGCAGUCAGACGAGCAAAUUGUGAAAUUCGUAAAACGAUGGCCUGCCCAAUCGAUAAUCGGCGACACUGGUUUGAAAACGAGUUCUCUGGCUAAUAAGGGCACUCUACUAAUCCAAGCGACUUCCACAGGAGAACAUCUCGUGGCCAACGCGAUUUCCUUGAUCUGCACUGUUUUGGUGAUCUUUUUCGAGAAAUACUGUAAUAACGCUUCGUUUUAUUAAAGCCGUUAUUCUUACAUGUAUAUUAUAUAAAUAGUUAUUUUAAAUUAUGUUAUCAUCGUUAUUAAAAUUGGAUGUAUGAAAUGAUUACGGAGGUUCAGCCGAAAUGAGCUCGGCCGUUCGAUGUACCAUAAACGAAAUAUUGUAAUCGUUAUGAUAAAUCAACAGUAAAAACAUAUUACAAUAUGAGAUAUUAUACGAUAAAUUAUUAUCUAGUUGCAUCUCGUCAAAUCGUAUCAAAGCAAUCGUAUUUCGCCGUGUAAAACCCGGUUGAUCCCUUAAUAAAAAGGAAACGCGGCAAUAUAAAGAGCGCAAAAGCCGUACGGAUGCAAGUGCGAAUAAAAGGUUUACCCAAGCGGCUAAACUCGUGUGUUAUUAGACAAUACUACUGUAAACCCAGUGAACCAAAAUGCCACCGAAAUCCUCUUACUAUUCCGGGGACAUGGCAAUUUGGUUUUCAGACAUGCGUUCCCGUCUUGUUUCCUUUUAUUAUGUAUUUUUACAUACACUGUCUUCGCCCGCUAUAGCAAAAUAUAUAUUAGGUAUGUUAUAUGAAAUUCACGAAAUUUGUCCUCUUGCCAUUUAUAUAUGAAUAUAAUUUUGUUUUCAAAUGUAAAAAAAAAAAAACACUCAAACUAUAGUACAAUAACUGUUGGUUUCAUGAUUGUUUACACGUUUCUCAAUAUACUAUUAUUACACUUCAUCCGAAGUUCAACGCUUUUAAGUUUUAACAAGGUCGACGACAAUAACGAGAGCUGAUGUAUUUAUUUUGAAAUGCGGUUACAUCGCUCUUGCGAAUUAAUACGAGUUAGCGACGAACAUAGUUACUAAAGAUGCUUAUUUCUUGUACAACCCAUAAUAUAAUAAAAUACUUCUUUAUAAUAUGAGGACAACGACAUGGAAUUGAACUGCGAGUUAUAACCACACUUAUGUCCCUCUUGUGUAGUUUGGCACACUUAAAAUGGGAAUUUAUAAGUUCAAAAUCGAGCCGUGAUAGCUCUACAAGAAAAUAUAUAACUGAGCCAUUACUAAAAUCCUAAUAAGUAAAAACAAACUGGGGCAAAGCCGGUGCUAUUUAGCAGUAGCCGGGGUUAAGCCUCCUCUAGCUCAUUUAAGGUCUCCUUUAAAUUUUAGCUUUAAUGCGAAGCUGAUAAGGUUUUGUUUUACAAUGGUUUUAUUAAAGAGUCAGGCCUAGCCUAGUAAAAUAACUUUUAUCCGUUAAAAUCUAGCAAUGAAAAAACAACCAAGUUUAUUAUGAUUAUUGUUGAUUACAAUAGCUCAAUAGCAGCAAGUAUUGAGAAGAGGAAAUGUGAUGGGGGAAAGCUGGCUCCAACUCCGUACCGAUAUACUAAUGUUUUGAUACUACCUAUGAUAAUUAAUUAUAACCAAACAAAAACCUUUUGUAGUGCUGAUAAUUAAUAAUUAUUGUCUUUUGUAACCAUAAUAACAAUUAAGACGAUUAAUCACGUUAAGUAAAACAAAAUAAAAAGUUUUCCGUUACCAUUAUUUUUUAAAUAUCGAAUUAGGUAUAAAUAAUGGCAUUGCUAAAAUUCUACUACUUGUGCAGUUAUACAAAUUUGAAAACUGGAAUGAAGGGAAAAUUCGUUCCAAUUAUUUGUUUGUAUAUACGUUAUUAAGUAUUAAGUUGUUGACCCCUAUAAAAAACAAAUUAUUAUAAUAAUAUACCUGCAUAAGCAAAAAUAUUACUUUUAUGCAAAAUUUAACCACUACCUUCUAUUGGAGAAUGAACUUGAAUUUCGUUUAUGUAAGUACCGUGUCAGGAAUACAAGUUUUACUAAUUAAAAUUAUAUAGGUAAAAAAUAGAUUUUAUUUUUUAUGUUUUUAGAUUCACAUCUUAUGUAUAGAAAC